AGCGAUGGGAGGAGAUCGGCUCUCGGGUAAUUGAGAUUUACGACGACAGAUGGUUAUGAUUUGGGAAGGGGCGGGUGGCUGGAUGGAUGGAUGGAUGGAUGGGACGGGGGGCUGGGUGGCGUCGGUGGCAUUAAAAUUCGGCAUUCUUCUUCCGAUGCUGCGUUUCGUUGUUUUAUCGUUUGCGAUUUUUUCUCUUUCUCUUCGUUUCGUUUCAUUUUCUUUGCAUCUCUGUACGGGGGGACGGGUUUUCCUUUGAUAUCUUCUGCCUACUUUUCCGUGUUCGAAGUCUGCUUGCUUACUUACUUACUUACCUACCUGCGUUCUGUCUGCUUCUAUUGCCAUAUACCUAGUCUAUGUCGCCCUCUUUUGGAUGCGCUUUUUUGUCUGCCUGUCUGUCUGUCUGUCUGUCUCGCUUGGUCUUGCUUGGUCUUGCUUGGUCUUUAGAUAUGAUGGCGUUGAAAGUUGAGCUCACGAUGUCGAUUUUUCUUUCGUGACGGGCUGGGACGAGUGGACGAGCUGGGGAAGGUUAAUGAUAAUGGGUAACGGAGACGAGAUUCUGGGUGGC
Tricharina praecox is the source of this 565-nucleotide messenger RNA. RefSeq lists its product as uncharacterized. The record is from RefSeq and is a predicted model, not a curated record. Lineage: Eukaryota; Fungi; Ascomycota; Pezizomycetes; Pezizales; Pyronemataceae. The transcript has a single exon. Bases 91 to 444 code for a protein of 117 amino acids.